AUGAAUAAUUCUCCUAAUUCCCUUGUGGAUUAUCAAAAAAACAAAGAACAAAACAACCGUCAACCGUCAGUUAAUAUUCAGCCAGAUAAUGACGAGCAAAAAAUCCUUCAAGAACUUAAUCAAUCGCUAAAUUUAGGUUUAAAUAACCCUAAUUUAAAGCAAGUAAUUAACAAAAUUCAAGAAUUAAUUCAUAAACCGCCAAGUAGUUUUUCUAACUCUGGACUUUAUUCCUCGCCGGCGACUGAUAAAGCUAUUGAUAAACAAUUACAAGCAGCUCAACAAACUAUUUUGCAGUUAGAAAAAGAAUUAUCCCAAAAAGAUACUCCGUUUGGCGGAGAUUUAGCCACAAUUAAAAAUUUAGAAAUCAAAAGUUUGGAACAAUUAUUGCCUAAUCAAUUAGAAGAAGAAUUUAUUUAUCAAAUUAAACAAAGCCAAAAUUAUGAGCAAUUAGUGGCAGUUAGAAAUAGUUACUUAGCUAAAAAAUUAGUCCAAGCCCAAAAAAGUGAAACCCAAGAAAUAAUUAAACCUAUGGAGUUAAGUUCUAUUGGAGCAGAGCCAAGCCAAAUAAAAUAUGAACGUUAUUUAGAGAUAAAAGGAAUGUUUAUCGAACCCCAUUUCAAAAUAUCUCACCCCGAAUUUACUUAUGAAUUUAUUGCCCAUUUUGUCAUUGAAAGAGGAGUAGGAAAAUCUACCCUGGCUCGCGCCCUAGCCGUGGAAGCCUCCAAGCAAAAAUUAAGAGUAUUAUUAGCUGAUUGUGACCCUCAGCAAGCCACUACAUUAAGGGAAGCUAACCAGUAUGAUUUAACUAUUAUUGAUGGUCCGGCUAGAACUAGCCAUGCCACCCUGGAAAUCGCCCAAAAAGCUGAUUUAGUAAUUCAGCCGACGGGAGCAAGUAGGGAUGAUUUAAUUCCAGCAGUGAAAGAAUUUAAUGCUUUAUUUAAAGCAGGAGUUAAUAAGAAAAAAUUAUUAUUUAUCCUUAAUCAUAUAGGUAGCCAAGCCGAAGCCGAAGCCGCCCAAGCAUAUUUACAAGAAACUAGUUAUUCUUUUUUACCGAUUGUUUUACCGGAAAAAGUUUCUUUUCGUUCCAUUCAAAAUGAGGGCAAAAGUAUUACCGAAACUGCUUAUAAAACUUUGCGGAAGCAAGCUAAGAAUUUUGAAAAACGUGAUGAAAAAGAUGAGGGGUUCCGAGUGGAUGAUGUGGGCUUUUUUGAUGACGGAAAAAUAAAAACUUUUAUUCUUUUUGAGUUCAAAAAAGAUGUUUCAGAUAGAUUACUCGACCAAACUCCUGGGUUUAACAAGUUCCAAAAGAGUAGUUUAGAUGAGGAAGAAGAAAAGAGGAUUUUGUUAGUAGAAAUUAAUAAAUUUGAGGAGGAUAUUUUAGUAAUGGGAAUAAUAGGAGGAAAAAUCCCAGAAAAGAUGAGUUGGUCAGGAGGCAAAAGAAUGGUCAGAAGAGAUAGAAAAAUUUAUCCUUUCUCUUGGAAAUUUAAGAAAAGAGGUUUGGCUAAAAGAGGAUUAUCAUCCUAG
Messenger RNA from Funneliformis geosporum, 1524 nucleotides. The record is from the annotation of a GenBank genome assembly. NCBI's taxonomy places the organism in Eukaryota, Fungi, Glomeromycota, Glomeromycetes, Glomerales, Glomeraceae.